CGUGCACAAGGACAGAGCUUUAGGUCAUGACGUAACGCAAACCUGUUCCGAAGUUCCGUGCACGCGCCGCUUCCUACAAACGUCCUAUUGGUUGAGCAUCCUCCAUAUUUGCCAUUCAGACACGCCCACAAGCGCGCGCUCCCGACAGCGGCUUGGGCGAAAAGAGGGGAACUUUUCAGUGGGCUGCGGUUGCACUUGCGUGCGCGUGUGCUUCUAUGUGAGCCGCUUAACGUUAUUGAUUCCCAGCGGUCAUUUUAUAGUAAUAGAAAAUCAGCAAGACGAAUAAACAACACGCUCUGUGAGAAUAUGCCACCACGGUCAGGUGCAAUUUCUGUCCUCGUGACGUCUCAGUGGCGUCUCAUUAACUUCACAUUGCAUCUCAUAACCAGCUGUGAGUAAAGGCCCAGGGUGCCUAGGAGGGACACAGCUCAGGAAAAAUACAGGCAGCUGUUGAGGUGAGGCAGGAUCAUGGAGGCAGGCAGCGGCACUGCUGCAGCGCCACACAACGCGGCUCCCACACCUCCAGGAGACAUGGCAAUUCCCGAUCCCCUCCACGGCCCCCACUCGUCAGAGCAGGAGAAGGAUGAGCAGGAAAGGAGGCCGAAGACAGCAGAGAGAGCAGGCUGGGAGGACGCCAUCGCUCUUAUGGCGAGGAGUGCGACCGUGCUACCAGAGCUGUCUGCUGACUCGUCUCUCCGCUCAUGCAUCAGCACAGCCAGCAUCAAGGUCGAGAACGUGAAAAAGCUGCCUCUCAGUAAAGGCCAUUUCCCCCGCCUGGCAGAGUGCGCCCACUUCCACUAUGAGAAUGUCGACUUUGGCUCUCUGCAGCUAACUCUGACCGGUGAUGAGAACGAUCUGACUCACAGCAGCCUCAACUCCAGGGAACUGGUGUAUCUUGUCCAGAUUUGUUGCCAGGGGAAGAAGUGGAUUGUGAAACGGUCAUAUGAAGACUUUCGGGUGCUCGACAAGCACCUCCAUCUCUGUUCAUAUGACAGAAGGUUUUCUCGGCUCAUGGAGCUUCCUCGAUUUGAAAAUCUGAAGGUCAAAUCAGAGCCUCUUUCCCAGAUGCUUACUGCCUAUCUUUCCCGUCUCUCAACCAUCGCUGACAACAAGAUAAACUGUGGGCCUGCCUUGACAUGGAUGGAGAUUGAUAAUAAAGGAAACCGCCUGCUGGUCCAUGAUGAGUCCUCCAUUAAUGUUCCAGCUGUCGCUGCUGCUCACGUCAUAAAGCGCUAUAAUGCCCAGGCUGCCGAUGAACUCUCUUUCGAGGUUGGAGACAUAGUUUCAGUCAUAGACAUGCCUCCAAAGGAAGACACUGGAUGGUGGAGAGGAAAACAUGGCUUUAAGGUGGGAUUUUUCCCUUGUGAAUGUGUGGAACUGAUCAGUGAGAAAAUUCCUCCACAAGUGACCGGUGCACUGCCAAAACCAGUGUCUAAUAAGCAUGGGAAGCUGAUCACAUUCCUGCGUACUUUCAUGAAGUCGAGGCCUACGAAACAGAAGCUGAAGCAGAGAGGCAUUCUGAGGGAGAGGGUGUUUGGGUGUGACCUGGGAGAGCACCUCCUCAAUUCAGGUCAUGAUGUCCCUCAAGUCAUCAAGAGCUGCGCUGAGUUUAUUGAAAAGCAUGGGGUUGUAGACGGCAUUUACCGCUUGUCUGGGAUUUCCUCUAACAUUCAGAAACUACGGCAUGAGUUUGACUCGGAACACAUUCCAGACCUCACUAAGGACACAUAUAUCCAGGACAUCCAUUCAGUAGGGUCCCUUUGCAAGCUCUAUUUCCGCGAGCUUCCGAACCCCCUGCUCACCUACCAGCUCUAUGACAAAUUCUCAGAAGCAGUAUCGGGAGCCACAGACGAUGAAAGGCUGGUCAAAAUCCAUGAUGUCAUUCAGCAGUUGCCUCCUCCACACUACAGAACACUCGAGUUCCUUAUGAGGCACUUGGCUAGAAUGGCGACCUUUAGUUACGUCACCAACAUGCACUGCAAGAACUUGGCAAUUGUCUGGGCUCCCAAUCUCCUCAGGUCAAAACAAAUAGAGUCAGCCUGCUUCAGUGGCACAUCUGCCUUCAUGGAGGUGCGCAUUCAGUCAGUGGUAGUGGAGUUCAUCCUCAAUCACGUUGAUGUCCUCUUCAGCUCCAAACUCAGCACUCUGAUCCGUGAAAGCACAGGCCAUGCCACUUUGUCCCGGCCCAAGUCUCUGCUCGUGUGCUCCCCAUCCACUAAGUUGCUGUCUCUAGAAGAGGCACAAGCCCGGACUCAGGCCCAACUCGCCUCUCCUGUCUCCCCUGAAAGCAAGUACAUUGAAGUGGGAGAAGGUCCUGCUGCCCUGCACGGAAAAUUCCACACCAUCAUCGAGUUUCCCACGGAAAGAAAGAAAGCCCAGACAAAGGUAAAGAAAUCACCUGUGGCAAGCUGGCGUUCAUUCUUCAGUAUGGCAAAGUCAUCUACCACGACCAAGCGCAAGCUGCUCCGUCAUCCCAGUGAGCCAAAUAACAUGAAGACCUCACAGGCCCUGUCAGGUGGUAGAGGAGAUACUGGAACACUACGAUCAUCUAAAAGUGAAGAAUCGUUGUCAUCAAAUAAUCUUGAGGGUGGAUCAGCGAUGUAUCAGGCACGCAGGCCUCGCUCUACUAGUGUUGCCUUGUCCACUUCUUUCAACGAAGAGCUGCUAAACAAUCGAGUUCACAGGGACUCUCUGUUAAGCCAUAAAGAAAGGAAAGACACAGCAUUGUCCACCACUUGUGUGCCUGCUCUCAUAUCGGCCCCACACUCUGCUGAUGCAGAUAUUGGCAAGGCUUCUCUAGACUUUGACCCAAUUUCGUUUCAGUGCAGUACAACACCAAUUGAUGCUUCCAUGUCUGAGGAAAGAAAAAGAGGCAGCAGACGGAAGACUGGAGGCAGUUCCUGUGAAUCAGAAACCUUGAAAAAAGUCACCCCUACAGGACCAUCUGAUGCAAUUCCAACAGUUUCAGAGGACACAAAUCAUAAGCACUCAAUGUCAGCGAAAUUUGCAACAACUGUUACAGCUAAAGAAGACCGGACAUCCUCUCAGACUGCUCCUGUGGGUCUCUCCCACAAACCUGAGGUUGCAUUAGAGAUGAAAACUCUGUCUGUGCCUCCCACUGAAGUGGUAUCACCCCAGGUCAUGCCCAGUGACUCAACACUGGGACAAGAUUGUCAAAGCAAACCUUCUUUACUCCGGACAGAGGCUGAAAGCCUUGAUGAAACUCCCAGUGAAGAAACAAGACCAGUGAAGCAAACAGAAUCAGGUGCUGUGACCUUUGACUGCACUCCUGGGCUGGUAAGAUCAGUGUCUCUCAUAACUUCCCAGCCUGCUGUAAAGAGUGCUGCACGUAUGUUGGCUCUGGCCUUGGCCGAAUCGGCGCAACAGGCCACCUGGCUGAGCAAACGAGGGAGCUCAGAACCACCAACUCCUGUUUCUCCAAGUCGCAUCCAGGACCCACUUUCCAUACUGCAGUGGCCUGCAAAACCUUCUCCACAAGUCCAAACAUCAUCCUCCAGUAGAGGACUUUGCUGUGGCACUUGCAAAACGUUUGGAAAACCUUCAAGCGUUAUCUCUACAGGGAGUUACACUGAUGCCGGCAGCCUGCAGAGCACCUGUGCAUGUCAUGGCAGCGAGAGCGGACUUAGCUACUCUGAUGGAGGUGAAGUUUCUGCUGAAAGUCAUGAAACAAAUUUGCCCCCCCAGGACUUGCCUGUUGCUAAAAGUUUAGAUACUGAGCAGAAUGCUGAAAGCCAUGUGCCCAUGAGAGAAAAUGUCCGCCAUGUUGGAGUUGGUACAGAUGGUGGUAGCCCAGACCGAAGCUCUGAGAUAGAGUCAUAUAAGAACCGGAUGCCCUCUCCCUCACAGACGGAGACAUCACUCUAUACCGUUGACAGUCAGUCAGCCAGGGCUUCUCUUCUCAAUAAGCAAGCUGCCAAUGCUUCCAACUUCCAUGUGAUAUUAGCUGAAGCUUGUAUGCCAGCCUCAGUGCAUGAUGUUCUUCCACAACCUCCAGUUUCUCCUCUGACUUCCACUUACCAGUGCAGCCCCAAAGAUGAGAUGUUAAGGCCAUCAGGUCAAACUUACUGGUCUGGUCCAUUUGGACAGACCAGUUCUUUUCAGCCUGAUUACAUGCAGUACCAAGCUAAGAUCUUCUCCAAGGAUCACUACAACACCCUGGCACCAAGGUCCCUCCACCAGUCCAUUAAAUACAAGAGUCAACAAAGGAAUGAACACUCUCCAAGCUUCCUUUACAGACAGUGUGGUCCAAGAUAUCCACCAAUGGAUGGUGCGUCUGUGUAUCCCACUAUUCGUAGGGUGCGCUCCAUGCAUGCACCACCAGAGGACACGUUUUUCUUCCCGCAGCCAUCUUACCAGACCAGUACUUAUCGCAGACAAGUAUUCUCAGAUAUCCACCAAGUGAGGCCUUAUUUUGAGGAUGGUAAAGUUCAAUAUAGGUACAAGCCCUAUUCAGGAGCGAAGUAUAACAACCUGGAUCAGUAUCGAGUAAGCAGUCAUGGAUAUGGCCACUCCUACACCCUCCUCAGUCAGCCUGCCAAUCCUGGUAGAGUGAAGAGCAAAGCUGAGAACUAUCACAACCCCCUCAUCAACAUGCCCUAUAGCAGAGAAGCUAGUUUUAUAAAACAAAGCACUGGCCAUUUUCCAAGAACAAGAAAUGUUGGUCUGUAUGAGGGUUUUGAUGCUGGAUUAUCAGAUCGACAUUUCAGUCCAUCUAUUAGACAAGUAAAUAUGGAGAAGAAGAGACUGCAAGUUGUUGUUCCCCAGCCCCAUCUUCAGAAAGAGAGCCAGUGGGGCCAAGAAACAAUGCACAGUAGGAGUAAAUCUGAUUCAGCCAAAGAUUUGCUUAUUUCUACUGAGGGGGCUGAUGGGAAAUACAGGGUUACCAUGGUGUCUCAUUACUCCCCUGAACACCCAAUCUCUGAACCUAACGUACCCCUUCCCACUCAGACAGAGAAACAUAGGAGUGGGCACAGUGCCAAACCUGCCCUGACGCUAAAGCAAAGUCGGUCUAUGCAGAACUACACUCAGCACACGCUAGAGGUCUUGCCACAAUCGCGUAAGCUAACUCUGCAUAAAGAAUACAGCUGCCCUGAUUUUAAACACCGCGAUUCUUCUGAGCACAGCAGUGGCCGACUUCAUAGCCAGGAUAAGCUGAUUAGGAUCCACGGCAGCCAUGCUAAAGAGGACUUUCAAUACGCUUGGGUUAAGGGACGCGAUUUGCAAAGAUCAGCGAGGUCACAGAGCAUGAAAAGUAAUCAACAACCCAGACAAGCCAAAAUGACACUGGAGCAUGAUCAAAGAUUUUCAUAUCCUGUCCAGACCAGGCCGAGGACUCGUAGCAUGUUUGCGCCGUCUCGUACUGAUUACGUGGAUGGUUAUGUGUCUUUGCAGCCCAAGGGUCAUGGGGAACCUGGAGCCUGUCCCAGGGAGCAUGGGACACAAGGCGGGGUACACCCUGGACAGUGUGCCAAUCCAUCGCAGGGCACAUUCACAUACCCAUUCACACACCCAUUCAUACAAUAUGGACAUGCCAAUCAGUCUACCAUGCAUGUCUUUGGACUGGGGAAGGAAAGGAAGGAGGAGAAGGGAAGGAGUACCUGGAGGUUACCCCUGCAGCACGGGGAGAACAUGCAAACUCCCCACACACAGGGUCGAGGUGGAAAUUGAACCCCCAACCCUGGAGGUGUGAGGCGAACAUGCUAACCACACAGUGUGCCAAGUCGUUCUUCAGCUGUUUCUAAUUUCAUAACCAUUAAAUAAAUCUUCUGAAAUAAAUUUCAACGUAUCACUUGGUCUUACAAGGUAUUAAUUAACUGAUCAAACUGGUAUUUGAUUAGUCUUCAUAUGUCUUUGAGCUGCUUUGAUGUUAUACCACAACACCAAAUGGCAUCCAAGGAACAGUUUCACAAAUUCUUAAUGUCUUUUGUGUCUUUUUAUAUAGUGACUCCAAAAUCUAUGAUGAAUGCUGUCAACACAUCUGCGGGUAAUUUAAUGUGGAAUAACAAUUUAUUGUUGUAGACACUGUAAGGCCCUGAUUUACUAAGUUUCAAAAUAAUGUGGUAAUUUGUGUGUGCAAUGGGAUAAAUUGCAAAUUCAAAUCUCAAAGAUUUCUGGAAUAAUAAACUGAAUUUGAAAACAUGACAAAGACUAGUGAGACGGGUUGAAAUAGUCUUCAAAACACAUUGUGUAUAAAUGAAUCCAAGAUUGUCAACAUGUUAAACUAUUCAAAGACUCUAUUUAAAUGCCUUUGGCAUUAGAACAUGCAGUGAAUAUCUCGGAUCAAUCAGAAAAACAUUCCAAUUUUUUCCCCUAUUGCUCAAUUGCGUUAAACUUUCCAUAUAAUUUUAUCUUCUGGAAAUGUAAUACAUACCUUUUUGGUAAUGUUUAUGUGCACACAAUUGCUGUCCCUGAAGUGACUUUUAGUUAAAUCACGUUGGGUGUGCAAGAUAACUGAAAUAAACACAAACCUUUAGUAAAUCAGGGCCUGUAUGCAUUGCAUACCAUAUUGAUUACACUUGGAAAACUUCACUCAUAUAUUCUUGUUACAGAGGUUUUUAUUUGCUCUUUUGAACCAGUUUGAUUACUUGUACAUUCCUUUAAGAACAGAGGUCAAAGCAUUCAAAAAUGCAUACACAGGUCCGACCAAAAUUGUGCUAGCUCCAUUUCCUGAGUCAUUCUUCUUUAAUUAGUUUUGCAUCAAAGUUGUCAAAUGAAGUCAAAUGUAUUCCAAUUUAGCUUUAACACAAAAAGAGUUAUGUCCCAAAUGAAGCAGAAGUUGCUGUUUCAGCUGUAAUGUAUAUAAGUCUUGUGGUGUUGAAUAUCUUUUCCUGCUGUUUAUCGCUUAUGUGUAGUAGGUGGAUAGGCAAGCACUUUAUGAUUAAACCCAGUCUGUGAAACAACCAGACACUUUAAAAUAUUGAAUUUAAUAAAGAUAAUUAUUUUACAACUUCAAUAUGCAAUGUAGAGUUGAGGAUAAGGAUUGAGGAUAAGAGUGAUCCUGGGACUAAAAAAACAGGGUCAUGAAGUUGAAUUGACCAUUAAAUGGUUACAAAUGGGAAUAUAAUGUAAAUUCAUAUAUUUAUUUAAAUGAAAACAGUCAUUCUUGUGUAGUUCAAUAUAUAUGUAAUGUUUGUUAUUCUAAUGUUUUUUAUGUUGUCCAAGUUUUUUUUUAUGUUGUACUAUUGCUUUCAUUAAAGUUGUCUAUUCAAAAUG
This is a messenger RNA of Ictalurus punctatus (channel catfish), 7233 nucleotides long. RefSeq names its product Rho GTPase activating protein 32a (gene arhgap32a). The record is from RefSeq and is a predicted model, not a curated record. The transcript is spliced from 24 exons. Lineage: Eukaryota; Metazoa; Chordata; Actinopteri; Siluriformes; Ictaluridae. The coding region runs from base 469 to 5688 and encodes 1739 amino acids. Gene Ontology annotation, cellular component: fibrillar center; Golgi apparatus; cell cortex. Gene Ontology annotation, molecular function: GTPase activator activity; phosphatidylinositol binding; protein binding. Gene Ontology annotation, biological process: small GTPase-mediated signal transduction.